Molecule: messenger RNA, 1006 nt
Organism: Brassica rapa (field mustard)
Lineage: Eukaryota; Viridiplantae; Streptophyta; Magnoliopsida; Brassicales; Brassicaceae
Product: B3 domain-containing protein At2g36080
Molecular function (GO): DNA-binding transcription factor activity; DNA binding
Source: RefSeq, a predicted model, not a curated record
UCUCUCUCUCUCUCUCUCUCUCAUCACUAUUCGUCGUCUGUUUCUCUCUCAUUCAAAUGUCAAUAAACCAAUACUCAAGCGAUUUCAACUACCACUCUCUCAUGUGGCAACAACAGCAGCACCGCCACCACCACCAUCAAAACGACGUCGCGGAGGAAAAAGAAGCUCUUUUCGAGAAACCCUUAACCCCAAGUGACGUCGGAAAACUCAACCGCCUCGUCAUCCCAAAACAGCACGCCGAGAGAUACUUCCCUCUCGCAGCAGCCGCCGCAGACGCGAUGGAGAAGGGAUUACUUCUCUGCUUCGAGGACGAGGAAGGUAAGCCAUGGAGAUUCAGAUACUCGUAUUGGAACAGUAGCCAGAGUUAUGUCUUGACCAAAGGAUGGAGCAGAUACGUCAAGGAGAAGCAGCUCGACGCCGGUGACGUCAUUCUCUUCCACCGCCACCGUGUUGACGGAGGAAGAUUCUUCAUUGGCUGGAGAAGACGCGGCAACUCUUCCUCCUCUUCCGACUCUUAUCGCCAUCUUCAGUCCAAUGCCUCGCUCCAAUAUUAUCCUCAUGCAGGAGUUCAAGCGGUGGAGAGCCAGAGAGGGAAUUCGAAGACAUUAAGACUGUUCGGAGUGAACAUGGAGUGUCAGCUAGACUCCGACUUGCCCGAUCCAUCUACACCAGACGGUUCCACCAUAUGUCCGACCAGUCACGACCAGUUUCAUCUCUACCCUCAACAACACUAUCCUCCUCCGUACUACAUGGACAUAAGUUUCACAGGAGAUGUGCACCAGACGAGAAGCCCACAAGGAUAAAAAAAUAGUUCAGAUCUGGUCCCUGUCAUGUUUUAGUUGUUGAUCCCUUACUUUUACAAGGUUCAUUUUGUAUUAUCUAAAGCAAAAUCGUAUUGAUUCUUCGUUUAACCUUGCUCAGUUUUCACUCUCUUCUUUUUAUUUCUAUAUAUGUAUUUGAUUCUUUUCUAUACAUUAGUUAACAAUUGUAUAGAGUUCAAAGCUCU